Brenthis ino (lesser marbled fritillary) is the source of this 1152-nucleotide messenger RNA. The record is from the annotation of a GenBank genome assembly. NCBI's taxonomy places the organism in Eukaryota, Metazoa, Arthropoda, Insecta, Lepidoptera, Nymphalidae.
AUGGCUCGCUUCCUGUCAAGAGAUAAAUUAGAAGGUUUCGAAAAAUACAAGUAUAAUUCGAUUGAUACAAGUAUACUAAGUAAUUAUGUGAUGCACCCUUUCUGGAACGGGUGUGUUCAGUUUUGUCCGGUAUGGGUGGCACCAAACCUUCUAACAUUCUCAGGCUUUCUACUGACAGUCCUUAACUUUUUAUUAUUCUCCUAUUACGACUAUGGAUUCCAUGCCCUUACAAAGGAGAAUAUCAACAAUGAUCAUAUACCCAGAUGGGUGUGGGCAUUAUCGGCAAUAAACUUAUUUGUGGCUUAUACACUUGAUGGAAUUGAUGGAAAACAAGCUAGGCGCACCGGCAGCAGUGGCCCACUAGGUGAACUUUUUGAUCAUGGCUUGGAUUCUUACUCCACGGUUCUUAUACCUACUUGCCUAUAUAGCAUUUUUGGAAGGGAUGAAUUAAGUCCGCUAAGAUUUUACUUCGUAUUGUGGAAUAUAUUUUUAAACUUCUAUCUAACGCAUUGGGAGAAAUAUAAUACCGGAGUCAUGUUUCUACCUUGGGGAUAUGAUUUUACAAUGAUCGGCUCGUGCAUCCUGCUGCUGGUGACGUCGGCGGUGGGCCCGCAGGCGUGGCACGCCGCGCUGCCCGGCGGCCUCACGCCCGGCGUCGUCUUCGAGUUCGUGCUCUACUUCUCGGCCAUCAUCACCAGCCAGACCGUCAUAUUGUGGAAUAUAUACCAAUCUUAUCGUAACCGGACCGGCAAGAUGCGUCCGUUGGUAGAAGCGGUGAGGCCGCUCGUACCACUCGCAAUAUUUUUCGUCCUGAGCACCAUUUGGGCCCUAUAUUCCCCUAACAACAUAAUUAACAGGGGGCCAAGGCUUUUCUACAUACUCAAUGGAACUAUAUUUUCUAAUAUAAAUUGCCGGCUGAUAGUGUCGCAGAUGAGCGACACGCGGUGCGAGGCGUUCAACGCGCUGCUGGUGCCGUACGCGCUGGCGCUGGCGCUGACGCUGGGCGCCGCGCCGCCGCCCGCCGCCGAGCUGCUGCUGCUGGCCGCGCUCACGGCGUUCGCCUCGGCCGCGCACCUCUACUACGGCACCAGAGUGGUGCAGGAAAUGUGCGAGCACUUCAAAAUCUCAUGUUUCAAAAUUAAACCAAAGAUU